This is a messenger RNA of Dentiscutata erythropus, 1401 nucleotides long. The record is from the annotation of a GenBank genome assembly. Lineage: Eukaryota; Fungi; Glomeromycota; Glomeromycetes; Diversisporales; Gigasporaceae.
AUGAACGCUGAAGAAAGAAGAAUACAUUGUGGUCUUUUGAUGUUCGAUGCUCCAACUGUAUCCACAAGAUCUCAAACUUCAAGGAGCAAUGAUAUUAUCAUUAAUAAUUUGUCAACGCAGGGAGUUGACUCUUCCACGUUGAACAACCAUCUUUCUUAUGAAUCCUCUCGUAACGCUGGUUCAUUGGUUAAUAAUUUAGAUAUGUUUCAUGACUGUACUUCUGACUUUUCUACCACCACACGCGUACUUGCAGCUGGAGCUGCAGCUGGCGGUGAACUUUUACAACAAGGUUCUUGUGAUUCAAGUGAUGAACCUGGCCAAAGAAGUAGUCUUCCUCAAAAGAGAAUUCCAAGACCUCCAAAUGCCUUUAUCUUAUAUCGUAGAGAAAAACAACCUGCAAUUAUCGCCGCUAAUAGACAUCUCUCAAAUGCUGAAGUUUCUAGGCGAAUUUCAGAAAUGUGGAGAAGUGAACCUGAAGAAACUCGUAGAGAAUGGGAGAGAUAUGCGGAUCGUAAAAAGCUCGAACAUAUGCAAACAUAUCCUAAUUAUGUUUAUCGUCCUAAUAAAAAUAAAUCUAAAAUAGAUAAACGUAGACAGCAACGUAAACAAUCUUCUCCAAGAGAUUCAACUGAUAAUAGAAGUUACUCGAUCUCAUCUGGUGCUACCACCGGUCCUCAAAGAAGGAAGUCAACAAGAAAUGGAAAUAAAAGUCCUGCAAAGUCGGAUUUUCCCGAAGGCUUACAACAAUCAUCUAUUAAUGAUAUGUCACAAUCAAAUAUUAAUUCUAGAAAUGAUACAUCCCGAAAUAAUUCUGUGCCCUCAAAUUCAUCAUUUGCUACACUUAUUCCUAGUCCGGAGAUUCCUACAUUGGUGGAUCCUCAUGCAGAAUACGGAUCUCAACAACAAAUUAAUUCCGUUACAUCUCAUUUACCGCUUACUCCGAUUUCUCCACCACAAGUACAAUGUGAACAAGAAUUUAAAGCACGUCAUCAACAACAAUAUGGACAAAACCUUUACGUUUAUCAUGAUAAUCAAGGAAAUACUCCGCAACUCCCUUUCACAUCCGUAAUUUCCUAUAAUCAAGGAGCAAAUGGAUAUCCUUUAGAAUAUUAUUUUGCUCCUGAUGUUCCAGAUGUGGCACAACAACAACAACAGAUGAAUGCAGAAACAAUGCUUCAUUACGAACAUCAUCAAAUCACACCAACACCAACCGUUUCAUCCUCAAACAAUCCAUCCCCUAAUGAAAGAACCUCCCUAUAUCCGCAACAACCUACUCAAUAUUUCCAUAAUGAAACAAAUACUGCUGGUAAUGUUAUUGGCAAUCAAACGUUUGUCAAUUUUCUCGCAGGAUACGAGUAUCAAAACCUCUUGGGUGGUUCUGUGAAUCAUCACAUCCAAUAA